AUGAAGUAUUCAAGUUUUUCACCCAUCAUGCUCAUUCACUUGGCCACUUUAUCCAUCUUCUUCAUCCCACAAAUCCAAUGUACUAUACCAAAAACAAGGUUAGUGGAUCAAAUAUGUCGUAAAACACCUCAUUACCACCUUUGCGUUUUGACGUUAAAUUCACAUUUACAAUAUUCACAACAUCGAAGAUCAAGUGUUGACAUUGCUAGUUGUGCUCGAACAACCAUUGAGAUUGUCGCUGCCAAUGCCUCAGCCACGCUACAGCACGUUCACAAGGUUUACAUGCAAACCAAUGACCCACAAGAGAAAAAUGCUUUGGCUAGUUGCACUGCUUCUUACACCAAGAUAGUGAAGGUGCUUUUGCCAGAGGCUAUAACUUGUAUGGACAAAGGUGACUAUAAGGGUGUAAAACAAGGUGUAUUUAUUGCUGGAAACCUGGCUCUUUCAUGUGAGAAGAAAUGCAAGGACACGAAUACUUCGUCUCUCAAGGAUAGUAAUCGAUAUGUGGAGAAUCUUUGUGCUGUUGCUGUGUCCAUCGUUACCAAAUUGGCUCAAACAAAGCCACAAACUUUGGCAUAG
Gastrolobium bilobum is the source of this 579-nucleotide messenger RNA. RefSeq lists its product as uncharacterized. Gene Ontology annotation, biological process: negative regulation of catalytic activity. The record is from RefSeq and is a predicted model, not a curated record. Gene Ontology annotation, molecular function: enzyme inhibitor activity. The transcript has a single exon. Lineage: Eukaryota; Viridiplantae; Streptophyta; Magnoliopsida; Fabales; Fabaceae. The coding region runs from base 1 to 579 and encodes 192 amino acids.